Telopea speciosissima is the source of this 627-nucleotide messenger RNA. RefSeq names its product Werner syndrome ATP-dependent helicase homolog. Gene Ontology annotation, molecular function: nucleic acid binding; 3'-5' exonuclease activity. Bases 1 to 627 code for a protein of 208 amino acids. Gene Ontology annotation, biological process: nucleobase-containing compound metabolic process. The record is from RefSeq and is a predicted model, not a curated record. The transcript has a single exon. NCBI's taxonomy places the organism in Eukaryota, Viridiplantae, Streptophyta, Magnoliopsida, Proteales, Proteaceae. Gene Ontology annotation, cellular component: nucleus; cytoplasm.
AUGAACGACGACAACAUCACCAUCUACGAGCAUGAAAAUGGAGAAACCCAUCUCCGUCAAACCUUCACUGUCACCAUAUUUGGAAUUAGAGUCUUAACCACUGUAACCCGUAAGCCUUCUGUUGUGAGAAAAUGGGUUUACAAAAUCCGUUAUGAUCAUCGCUAUAGAAGAGAUCGUCUAGUGGUUGGUCUUGGUGUCCAAUGGCGUCCACCAAUACCUAAUCCUGUUUCAACUCUUCAACUAUGUGUUGGUCGUCAAUGUCUCAUCUUCCAAAUCAUACACGCAAAUUCCAUUCCUCGAGCUCUGAAGAGGUUUCUUUCUGAUGAUUCUACUACUUUUGUUGGGGUUAGGAAUCAAAACGAUUCUCGUCUUCUAAUUAGGAAUUACAACUUGUUUGUGAAUCGUAUUUUGGAACUUGGAUCGAUUGCUAACCUUAGAGGUGCUUCAAUGGAGAUGUUGGCAAGUGGAAUUCUUGGGUUUCAUGAUAUUAAGAAGGAUCAGAGGAUUGGUAUGAGUGAAUGGGAUUAUUGGUGGCUUUCAGAAGCUCAGAUUCAGUAUGCUUGUGUGGAUGCUUAUCUUUCGUUUGAGAUUGGGAAGAAUCUGAAUGCAUGGAAGUAUGAUCCUUGA